This is a messenger RNA of Melampsora larici-populina 98AG31, 984 nucleotides long. RefSeq lists its product as uncharacterized. The record is from RefSeq and is a predicted model, not a curated record. Gene Ontology annotation, molecular function: oxidoreductase activity. The transcript has 3 exons. Bases 1 to 984 code for a protein of 327 amino acids. Lineage: Eukaryota; Fungi; Basidiomycota; Pucciniomycetes; Pucciniales; Melampsoraceae.
AUGUGUUCAUUACUCUAUAAGUUAUUGCUUCCUUUAAGUUUGGUGCUCACCUUUCAAGCGGAUCUUUACAAUUCUGAGCCUAUCUUAAAGAGAGCCCUACCAGAAUGGCACGAGACUACCACUGGUCACGCCGCCGGUCAUGUCUGGAGCGUUACCGGACUAACUUCCGAAAAAUAUAUAGUAGAUGUCAAUGAUCAAGGACCUGCCAUCCCUCUGUGGGACCUUCGUAGAAUCGAGGACAUGCCUGAUAUCAAAACCCACGGAUUCACUUAUGUGACCCGUGACUUCCCUCUGGAUGCUUCCCAAUUAGACCCACAUUCCGAAGCGCACCAAAAGAUCUUGGAAAGAGAUGCUUUGGAUCUUGUGAAAGACUUGACCAACUCAAAAUCAGCAAUAUCUUGGGGAGGCGUUCUUCGAGGCCCGUCACGGGGUUCCCAGAAGCCAUAUCGUGUGAUGCACAGUGACAUGUCACCAAGAGGGGCGGAAUUUAUCAAAUCCAGCAUGAUACUCCCGUUCUGCGAAACUUCGGAUGACGAAGACACGAAAGCAUUUGGACAGCACAUGGCCCAAGAUAAGCGCGUGGUGAUAUUCAAUGUAUGGAGACCGCUCCGAGAAGUUGGCCGCGAUCCACUUGCCCUUUGCGAUUGGCAGUCACUUUCAGAUCAAGACGCUUGGGGAAUUGUUAAUCAUCCCACAGACACUGGUAGUUCAAUUCAGGCCUGGAAGUACAAUGAGCAUCAAAAAUGGUUCUAUUUAGAUAAACAGAAACCAAACGAAGUCUUUGUUUUUGUACAACAUGAUAGUUCAGCACCAGCUGGCCAUGGGAUGAAUACACCGCAUGCUGCACCUUAUAUAUAUGAAACCCGUAGAGAGGCUCCAAGAAUCAGCUACGAAUGUAGAAUUGUUGCAAUUGUCGGUUCAGAAUUUAGGCUCGAUCAUGGUAGAACAGGUCAAGGCUUAUUUGAAAGUGUGACUCAAAGAUGA